Molecule: messenger RNA, 2777 nt
Organism: Hordeum vulgare subsp. vulgare (domesticated barley)
Lineage: Eukaryota; Viridiplantae; Streptophyta; Magnoliopsida; Poales; Poaceae
Product: sister chromatid cohesion 1 protein 2-like
Exons: 16
Coding region: 351-2408 (685 amino acids)
Biological process (GO): synaptonemal complex assembly; mitotic sister chromatid cohesion; replication-born double-strand break repair via sister chromatid exchange
Cellular component (GO): cohesin complex; synaptonemal complex
Molecular function (GO): chromatin binding; protein binding
Source: RefSeq, a predicted model, not a curated record
CACCAACGUCUCAAAGCCAAAGGGCGCUCCCGUCCUUUCGCCCCGUCUCAGUCCCCCUGCGCCUGGGGUUUCCUCCUUCCACUCGAAGUCAGCCUCCGCUCUCCUCUUCUACUCCCCAGUCCCAGUCCCACUCCCAUCCCGCCUCCCCUCCCGGCUCCGACUCCCGUCCCCGUCCCCGCCCCGCCCCGCCCCCAGAGGAUCGCCACCGCCCCGCACGAGGACCGCCACGUCGCCGCACGCGGCCGCGAGGGAGGGCAUUGGCGGCGCCGCUUCGGUGCGAUUUAGGGCUGCUUGCCUGCCUGCCUGCCCGCCUGUCCUCGGUGGUCUGCUCGUGCCCGGCGGCCGGCGGGAUGUUCUACUCCAAGAAGAUGCUGUCCAGGAAGGGCCCGCUGGGGGCGGUGUGGGUGGCGGGCGUCUGCGGCGUGGCGGCGCUCACCAGGGACCAGGUCCUGCGCACCGACGUCGCCUCCUCCGUCGACAAGAUUUUGCCCGAUGUUGAAACCACAUACAGAAUACUUGGGCUGCUUAUGCUUGGCAUUGUUAGGAUUCACUCCAAGAAGGUGGACUACCUCUGCUAUGACAGCAAUCAAUUUUUUGAAUCAACUGUAAGAGCGAAGAAAGUUCUAAAGCGAGGGAAGAAAGGCGUUUGUGCAAAAAGGUUGGUGCUAGACCAAGAAGACACUAGAAGAGCGAAAAGAGUUGCGGUAGUUCAAGUCCCAGAAGUGGAUGAACUAGCUGAUCUUCCACCAAUCUUCACCAUACCCAAAAGAUUCGAGCUUGACUGUUUUGAUUUGCAGAUCGCUGAAGACAGAGAGGAUGACAAUGAUGAUCAUCACCAAUUGCCACGUCAAGAAACUUUGUUGGAAGAUGAACAUCAUCAUAUGCCAAAUUUGUACGAGUCUUAUCCGAUGAUGCCAUAUGCUGAUCUGGACUCUGCUUACGUUGUGCCAGUAUGCAUGAUCCCAACUGAAAUGAUCAGUGUCAAUGAUGAAGUCACCGAUCUUCUGUACUCAAGUCACAUGGACGAUGAACUUGAAAAUACCAAUCAGAAUGCUGGUCCUGCUUGCUUUACACCAGUGAAGGAUGUUCUUCCACCUGAGGCGAUGGAUAUGAUGGCUGAAGUAAGUGGCCUUCCAGAGAAAAGCGAAGAGGUGAAGAAAGCUAGAAGAGAAGUGAAUGGUGAAGAGAAUGGCGAUCCUGCUUGUUCCACCCCUUUGCGAGAAAGUCAAGAAAUGCAAGGACCUGCUGUGAAUGCUGUGGAGAAUGUGGUGUGUGCAGAUCUUGAUGAUAAUCAUCCUGUGGUCGAACAAUCAGAAACUGGGUUAGCUGUAGGAAAACCGAACACAACAACAUCUGUAGAAAUUCCUGACAUCGAGGAACAAGAGUCACUGGAACCAUUGACUCCAGAGCCCUUGCGAGAGGGAGUCUCAGGGUUACUAGAAAAAUUUAUGGUUGCAACACCUGCUCAAAAUGAGAAGCGCCAGGUUACCAGAAAAAGGAGGAAGGGGUUCCAGGAUGCAUACGAGCACAAUAAGAGAAGAGUUUGGGUAGUGUGGGAUGAUAAGGUCCUCCUUGAUAAUGACACGAUGAGAGAAAUGGUAGAUGGUGUUGGUUUAGAGGAUCUAGUCUGCAAAAGAAGGAAGGCUCCUCACACUCGCCAUCAGAUUUGGAGGGACCCAAUAUUUCGUUCUCUGCCGGAUACUUUCAUGGAGCCAAUUAUUCAAUAUUCGACUACAGUGCGCCUUAAUUCUACUACAGCUGGUGCCUCAUGCGGGGAAUCCGUUAAAGCAAAGAAGUGUCUUUCAUAUGAACCUGCUGAAUCCAGCAAUCCCCACAAGGAAGCUGCAAAUGAAGAAAGGGAAUGUGUCCCAGAUGAAGUGAUAAAUGGCAUCUGGACUCCUGUUGGGUGCUACAAUCAAACUCAGCAAAGUCAAGAUGCUUGUGAGUGCAAUGAUGAUACACCCUAUGAGAAGAACAGCACAUUAGUCAAUGGAAAUGAACCAGGGUUGCCAGAAGAGAGAUUGUAUGAAUCAACCAGUCAUAGUGCAUUGCGCAAUGAAUCGUUGACUGCUGAUAUAGAUGCGGAUAUUCCUAUGGAUGAAGAGCAUGCCGCCAGAGAUGAAGAUUUCCCGCUUUCAACAAGAACUAGGGCAGUAGCAAAGUGCCUCCAUCAGCUAUUCUUGGACCAGAAGUGCCAGCAGCAAACUGAUGUCCCCGUGACGCUCGGCCAAGCCCUCGAAGGCAGCAAGAGGAAAACCACAGCAAGAUUCUUCUAUGAAACUCUGAUCCUCACGAGCCGUGGGUUGAUAGACGUGAAUCAGGAGAAGCCCUAUGAGAACAUCACAAUCUCUGCGACCCCACAACUCGACGCGGUGCUGCAGAAUCCAGUGCCCCCUUCAACUUCUUAGCAGCGGCAUGUCCCGUAGGUGGGUAGUUUUAGGACAAGAGGACUGGAAGUUUCAGAUUUAUGCUAUAUCCCGUAGCAUCAUCUCGAGGGUAUGUACUGGUGGCAGGCCAGUUGUAUAUAUGGAUCGUUCAUUCGUUUGUUGGUAUGGGCCAGGCUUAUGUAGAGAGAGUAAUAGGAUGCUGGUCGGUUAAGUUAACGACAUGCCUUAGGUUGCAAGAGUUUCUUGCUGGUCGCAUGCGGGAUGUAAGUUAGCUGAUGAGGAGGUGGUGUUUAUUCAGAUUGCAGUUUCUUGCCGGUUGCAUGUUGAAUGCUGAUGGUGUCUGCCAAUGAGUAGAAAUAGCAGGCAAACACUCUUGCCUGCUUUGAUUGA